Messenger RNA from Spirometra erinaceieuropaei, 4280 nucleotides. The record is from the annotation of a GenBank genome assembly. Lineage: Eukaryota; Metazoa; Platyhelminthes; Cestoda; Diphyllobothriidea; Diphyllobothriidae.
AUGGGCAGGUGAGUCUCAUUACUUCUUUCGCCGUGCUGCUCUGCCUUGCAAAGUGAUAACUGUUUUCCUUGUCCGUUCUUUUGCUGCCUUUGUACACUACACACUUUUACGCAGGACUGACUUUCUUAUUCCCCCAUCCGGUUUUUUAAACAUUCCGAGCUCGUGGUAAUCCACCUUGUAGGCUUCGAACACCGCAUUAAAUGUCAGAUUUGACACUGCAUUUUAAUCCCACACUAAGCGUGAACUGGGAGCAUCUGUUCACUGUUAGCAACAGUCAUGUCUGGUAAAGCCGCUACUUCCAUAAUUGCAAAGCUCCCAGCAAUAACUGUGAACCGGAUUUAUUUGUGUGUAUUUAACUCUCCCUUUCAGCACAGCAGCCGAAUAACCUGAUUGACCUGUAUUGUUCAUUCCAUCUCUUUGCUCUUAGUCAUAUUGACGGCAGGUGUCCUUCGACGUAUAGUUAGUUACUAUGUUGCCUUCCAGUUUAGAUAUGUCCUUGAGGGACAUCAAAGUAGACUCCGCCCUGUUCAGUGAUAGCGAGUUCACAGCUUCCCUUCAGUCACACAGAAAUCUUGAACUCGCAGUCUCAUAAUCUACAAGGCUUUUUGCUCGUGUUAAUUAUGUAUUGUUUUCCAUCCAUUGCCCUGAGCAGGAAAAUAUUUCAGGCUGCCAGGUUCGGACGGUGUGUUGGCUCCUGAGCUGAAGUUGAAGACAUUUGUUCUUCACUUUUUGCAAACCGUGGAGCUAAUUUUCAUGCAUGAGAAAAUCUAUCUAAAAGAUUCCAGCAUGAAGUGUCUAGUAAAUUUAAAUAAGGGCGAGGACCAUUGAUGCGCCAUCUGACGUAAUCGGAAGAGCUGACGGCUCACCGUUCAUGGUGGAAAUGGAACAAGUUACGUUUUAUUGGCCGUAACUGGCAGGUGUGAGAUAAAUGACGCCAAACAGAUAACCGACAGCUUGGGCCUUCCAGUUUUAUUUUGACUAUGUUUACGAACUAAAUAUUUUAUUUUCACUUGAGCAGGCCGGUUUUUUCCUCUUUUGCAUGUCCAUCUUUUAUCGGGUGCAAAGUGGUAAUGCUUUGUUUUUCCCUUUCUACACAGUCCUUUCAUCGAACAUUGUCGCCAUGGUGUUCUGCAAUACACGGUUAUACGACCGAUAACAACUAUUAUUGCGCUGUAAGUUUCCGUUCAAUGUACUCGAUUUACUUCUGAUCGUUGUCUCCCAGUUUGAGUAAGUUUCGGAUUUUAGAAGCUUGCUCGAGGAAGGUUUACCGGUGUUUUCAGUACAAAAUGAACUUUUUGACAACGUCCAGCCUGUCCUUGUACGAUCAAACUUUUAACUCCAAACGAGACCUUCAAAUCUGCCUUUACAUACACCCAUCUCCUGUUCCCGCGAUCCCGCUAGCCCAAUUGUGUUGUCAGUGUUUUGACGAUUUGAGACCCCAAGCGUGUCUUAUUCACUUUCGCCCAGUCAUCUUUAGUUUUUCACUAUAACCGAUGGCAUUUCAUGAGGCGGCUUCAAAAACGUUUGAGAUGUUUGACAGUACUCUCUAUUGUACUUUGUUUACUAGUGUGCUCUUCUAUAACUGAAACACCGCCACUUUUUCACAUAGAGCAGCCUCGAAAACGUCACCAUUACCAUACAUGGUUACUCUGGAGGCUUUUAACUAUCUCAUACAAAUUCGUAAUUUACAAUCCAAUCGGUAGUGUGUAACCAUCUUUGCCUAUCACUGUGUGGAUUUACUGCCCUUCAUUUUCUGUCUAUUUAGGAUAUGCGAGGUCUGCGGAGUUUAUGGCGAGACCAACUUCAGUUAUAGAUAUGCCUACGUUUAUCUGACUGUAGUAAACAAUAUAUCGCAAGUGGUAAGAAAAAUCCGCCCCAUGUCUGCCAUAUUUGAGUGCACUCAUCCUGAAUCACGAAAGAAAGUCGCUUUGCAUUACUGCAUCAACUUUGAUACUGUCAUAAUUUUUUUCCGAAUUUCAGUGGGCUUUGUACUGUCUCGUGUUAUUCUACCAGUGCAUGAAGGCCGAACUCAAACCGAUGAAGCCAGUUUCGAAGUUUAUUUGUGUUAAAUUUGUUGUGUUCAUGUCUUUUUGGUAAGUACUCCUAUUUAUUUUCCUCCAUUCUAAAAAGAUGUAGAAGACGGUUAUCCUUUCGGUCGUACUCGCCGUUGUUUCGUAUUGCCCAGUUUUUUUUUCACUAACUCGUCCAAUAUAAUCGAGUUCGGGUACAUUCAAACGUAACUAGCUCCCAAAGGUUAGCAACAACGUUAAUAGCACCUAAAAUACUCGCCCAGCCUCGGAAAUUGUUUGCAGGCCUUUAGCCAACAUUUUCAGGUGAAUCACAUGCAACGAGGUCGACGUCCACUGGCAAGGAAUCUCACAGUGCUUAAAUGUGGUUGCUUCGUGUUCUGGUUUCUGCGGUGCUUUUUAAUGCUUUUGUUCUCUAAAUUUUACCUCUGAGGGGCUGGGCUACGUCAGUUUAUUAGUGAGUUAACCUGAAAUCUAAAAAAGCGCCCGUAGUUUCUUCUUCGAACUCAACAGAGCGCAUCACACCCUAAUUUAAUCAGUUUGACCUACUUAAAGACCAAACAAGGUGCAUACACACAAAUGCACCCUCUCUCGCGGCACGUGGACGCUACUCACGCAUAGACUCUAGAAAUUGUGCGUGUCUUCAGGAAUUAGUGCGAGCUUCGAUUAGGAAACUUUAGUCUUUGGGACACUGCAGUAGGUUUCUCGAAAAAAUCGCGGAAAAUAUCUUUCACCUCUACUUUUAAAUUGAUUUGAAUGAAAACCUAUUGUGGUGUCGACGACUGUUUUUUUUUACAGGCAGUCAGUUUUGAUUUCCAUCCUUGCGGCGUCUGGUUUAAUUGAAAAGGUUGAGGCGUGGAAGCUGUAUGAUGUCAAGUCGAUUGGGAUCGCUCUGCAAGUAAGUCAUAUUAUCCUCGAAUUUUUACACCUUGGUUCUUGAAUUUUUAUCAAAGGGUUUCUAAGGCACUGCCUGCCACACCCACACGUGGUGAACCUAAGGUACACAGGAGAGGCUUUCAAGAUGGACCACAGGCGUUCCAUUUACCUUGAUUCCCCGAUCUAGAAUCCUCCCAGAUUGUAGCAUUGUGAUGAACAAUCAAUAAUCCAAGAGUAUUAUCAUCAAACAAGACUGAAGUGGCAAUUUACGACCCAAAGUGCACGUCUGCGGCUGUCUGUUCGAUCGUUUUUGCUUUAGGAUCCCCUAAGGCUGACAUAUUAGUCCCAAAGUUACAUGUACUUUGACUGCGAGCCCUCCCUUUGUAAUUUUUUUAGAAUUUUGCGAUCUGCAUCGAAAUGUUCAUCGCAGCGGUUGCUCACCACUUCGCCUUCAGCGUGGCCCCGUAUCGUGACACCAGCAUCCCGCGUAGCUCCUGUUGUACGUCUUGGUGGUCAAUGCUCGACGUGUCGGACGUAAAGCGUGACGUAGUGCAACACGUCCGUCAUGUAGGCAAGUGCCCUUCUACUGUCUUUCCCACUGGCUUCCAUUGCUAAGGUCUAACUGCAUUUUUUCACAUUUCAGUUCUUUGGGAAGUCAUUAUACACGCUAGAGUCGUCUUCCUGCUUAGAUGGACGUAUUAAGUAACGGAAGUUUUCUAUGGAGAUUUUGCUCCAUGUUAGAAAUAGUGCUUAUGUAGUUUGAUUCAUUCCCCAGCAGCACUGUUUUCUAGAUCUGCCAGUGGAAGCCGUGCAGGGGUUGUUUGUUAGAAAAAAAGCAGCAAAACUCCCUCAGCAGAUCCAGUACUUCUAAGUCGUUUUUACGUACAGGAGUAACUAAUGACUUAUCCUCAGCGUUCUGACGGUGCUGUAGAACGAUGUAGUCUACUAUUUUCUCUGUCAUGCUAGUGCACAACUGAUUGGUGCUUUGUGUUUGUAGGCAGCAGCGUUGGCUUUAUCGGUUCUGACGGCAGAUUCUCCGGUCCCCCUCGUACCGCGAUAGUUCCCGGUCUUUCGAAAUCGCGGGCAAUGACGGCCCGCGCAGGCGACGAAUUCAGCCCCCUAAUGCCGCUCACUGCUCCAACUCCAUCCCACCGAAAACGGUUUAAGAAACGGCGUCAGGAACGACAACGGCGACGUUCCUCUGACUGCCUUUUACCAGAUACCCCUGGACCCAGCAGCGAUAGUGAUUAUGUUGGUUCUGACGAGGAUUUCCACGCCAUCGACACCACGGCCGUUUCUGGACGACCUGCCCUGCUGCCAAUAUCCCAGUCUCUCAGUGACUUUCCCGGGACCGUUUCAAGUCAUGAGGGCGUGUAG